Setaria italica (foxtail millet) is the source of this 652-nucleotide messenger RNA. RefSeq lists its product as uncharacterized. The transcript has 2 exons. The record is from RefSeq and is a predicted model, not a curated record. Bases 1 to 486 code for a protein of 161 amino acids. NCBI's taxonomy places the organism in Eukaryota, Viridiplantae, Streptophyta, Magnoliopsida, Poales, Poaceae.
AUGGUCCAGAAGCAGGACGCCGUCGGGCCGGCGGCGUUGCCCGGCGCCCCCUUCCACGAGAAGCAGGACGGCGUCGGGCAGGCCGCGUUGCCCGACCACGCCUUCCACGAGAAGCAGGACGGCGUCGGGCCGGCCGCGUUGCCCGACCACGCCUUCCACGAGAAGCAGGAUGGCGUCGGGCCGGCAGCGUUGCCCGACCACCCCUUCCACGAGAAGCAGGACGCUGUCUGGCCGGCGGCGCUGCCUGAUCACCCCUUCCACGAGAAGCAGGAUGGCGUCGGGCCGGCAGCGUUGCCCGACCACCCCUUCCACGAGAAGCAGGACGCUGUCUGGCCGGCGGCGCUGCCUGAUCACCUCUUCCACGAGAAGCAAGACGGCGUGGGGCCGGCGGCGCCCUUCCACGAGAAGCAGGAGGCCGUCCAGCCUACAGGGGAACCGGACCCGGACGACGCCAGCCAUCAAGCAUGGGGCAAAGUCCUCCCCUGAUUGUCGUCGGCGAGCAACGCCGGCCGCUCCUCCGCCUACGCCGAAUGCGGCACAAGUGUGCUCGUGCCGGCGCCGCCGUACGUUGAUCUCAGUAGAGAAAAUGUGAUGUGCAAUGCAGAUGUAUAUGCCUGCUGAAUAAAAUGGCGACUGAUGAAGAGCUUGUUGA